Molecule: messenger RNA, 3149 nt
Organism: Cryptomeria japonica (Japanese cedar)
Lineage: Eukaryota; Viridiplantae; Streptophyta; Pinopsida; Cupressales; Cupressaceae
Product: urease
Exons: 18
Coding region: 400-2916 (838 amino acids)
Biological process (GO): urea catabolic process
Cellular component (GO): urease complex
Molecular function (GO): nickel cation binding; urease activity
Source: RefSeq, a predicted model, not a curated record
CGAGACAACCACGAUCUAGGCUAGGCCAGAGUUUGAGACAAUGAGAUAUGGUAUGAAGGUUACUAAUUUUAUAUUAAUUGGCUCUGUCCUUUUUGUAACAUGCCAAAUUUACCGCAGUGGGAAAUGGGAAGGGGGUGUCUUCGAGAUUCUACUUUUUUAUCUGACAUGGCCAUAAAAUAUGGCAAAAUAGUAUAAAUGAAAAUUGAGAUUGGAUGAAGUCGACAGAGCAUCUUUCACGUAUCUAGUGGCAUUCAACGUGGAUGCAGAUUCAUAAAGUAUAGUCAAUUGCACUGCAAUGUACGAGGUUUAGACUUUAGAGUGAUUAAGAUCUUGGGGGGUAAGGGUCGAUGAACAGAAGACAUCCUGAGUAAGGUAGGUGUAAGUCUGUAAGCGAACAGAAUGAAGCUGCUACCGAGAGAAGUGGAGAAACUUGCCAUGCAUGGCGCAGGCCAUUUGGCACAGAAACGCCUCGCUAGAGGUCUUCGACUUAAUUAUACUGAAGCUGUUGCACUCAUCGCCACUCAAAUUUUGGAGUUAAUAAGAGAUGGGGAAAAAACAGUAGCUGAGUUGAUGGACUUGGGAAUACAGCUUUUGGGAAGGCGUCAAGUUCUUCCUUCUGUUGUUCAUCUUUUGGAAACAGUUCAGGUGGAAGGAACAUUUCCAGAUGGCACUAAAUUAGUGACAAUUCACAAUCCCAUCACAAAUGAAGAUGGAAAUCUUGAACUCGCACUGUAUGGCUCAUUCCUUCCAGUUCCUAGAUUGGAUAAAUUUACUUGCAUGGAAGAUGAAUGCUGGCCUGGAAAGAUUUAUCCAGAAGAAGGAAAUAUUAUUUUGAGUGCAGGGCGAAAAGCAAUUAAGAUUACUGUAACUAAUAUGGCAGAUCGACCUAUUCAGGUUGGUAGCCACUAUCACUUUAUCGAGGUGAAUCCAUUCUUGUGUCUUGAUCGAGAAAAGGCUUAUGGGAUGCGUCUUAACAUACCUGCUGGCACAGCUGUGAGGUUUGAGGCUGGCGAAGAAAUUCCAGUAACACUUGUUAGUAUUGGAGGGAAUCGGAACAUACAAGGUGGAAAUGGAAUUGCAAGUGGUCCAGUAGAUUAUGCACGGCUUCCACAGAUUAUGUUAACUGCCCAUGCUCAAGGUUUUCUCCAUAAGAGAGAAACAAAUGCCAUAGAAGGUAUCACUGGGGAAAAUAAUGAAGUUACGUGUAAGAUCACUAAGGAGAAGUAUAGUAAUUUAUAUGGGCCAACUAAAGGUGAUAAGAUUAAGCUUGGGGAUACAGAUUUGUAUGCAGAAGUUGAGCAUGAUUUCACAGUGUAUGGAGAUGAGUGUGUAUUUGGUGGUGGUAAAGUAAUACGGGAAGGCAUGGGUCAGGCGUCUGGAUAUCCAUCUGCUUCUUGUCUGGAUGUUGUAAUUACAAAUGCAUUAAUCAUAGAUUAUACAGGGAUUUAUAAAGCAGACAUCGGCAUUAAAGGUACUACUAUUGUAGGAAUUGGGAAGGCAGGAAAUCCUGAUGUCAUGGAUGGAGUCUCUGAGGGAAUGAUUAUUGGUGUUAAUACAGAAGUCAUUGCAUGUGAGGGAAAGAUAAUCACCGCUGGAGCAAUAGAUUGCCAUAUUCAUUUUAUCUGUCCACAGUUAGCAGAUGAAGCGAUUGCAAGUGGUGUUACAACCUUAGUUGGUGGGGGAACUGGGCCAGCAACUGGUACUUUGGCAACAACUUGCACACCUGCACCUAUUCAAAUGCGGUUUAUGUUAUGUGCAACUGAUGAUCUGCCCCUUAACUUUGGCUUCACCGGGAAGGGAAACACUUCGAAUGCAUCAGGUUUGGAUGAUAUAAUUAAGGCAGGAGCUAUAGGUUUAAAGCUACAUGAAGACUGGGGAAGUACUCCUGCUGCCAUUGACACGUGCCUUACUGUGGCUGAUAGUUAUGAUGUGCAGGUAACUAUUCACACAGAUACAUUAAAUGAGGGUGGUUGCGUAGAGCAUUCCAUUAAAGCAUUUCGUGAAAGAACUAUUCACACCUAUCACAGUGAAGGUGCAGGUGGUGGUCAUGCUCCAGAUAUUAUCUCAGUUUGUGGCUUGAAGAAUGUUAUACCAUCCUCAACAAAUCCUACAAAACCUUUCACUCACAACACUAUUGAUGAACAUCUUGACAUGCUGAUGGUAUGCCAUCACUUGAACAAAGACAAUGAAGAAGAUGUUAAAUUCGCCGAGUCACGUAUACGCGGAGGAACAAUAGCUGCAGAAGAUAUUUUGCAUGAUAUGGGAGCAAUUAGCAUAAUAUCAUCAGACUCCCAAGCUAUGGGUCGUAUAGGAGAGGUUAUAACUCGAACUUGGCAAACUGCUGAUAAAAUGAAGAGGCAAAGGGGACAGCUUCCAGAGGUCACAUCUGUUAAGAAUGACAAUCUACGCAUCAAGAGAUAUAUAUCAAAGUAUACCAUCAAUCCAGCCAUUGCCCAUGGGUUUUCUCACAUCAUUGGUUCAAUUGAGGUUGGGAAGAUGGCAGAUCUUGUUAUGUGGAAGCCUGGAUUCUUUGGUGCAAAGCCUGAAAUGAUUAUUAAAGGUGGUGCAAUUGCUUGGGCACAAAUGGGUGAUGCCAAUGCAAGCAUCUCAACGCCUGAACCAGUCCUCAUGAGGCCCAUGUUUGGUGCCGUUGGUAAAAGUGGAAACCUACAUUCAAUUGCCUUUGUAAGCAAGGUUGCCAAAGAAGCUGGAGUUGAGAAAGAUUAUGCCCUCCAGAAGAGAGUUGAAGCAGUUCAAAACGUCCGCAGUUUGACCAAACUUGACAUGAAGCUAAAUACUGCAACUCCCAAAAUUGAAGUUGAUCCUGAGAGCUUUGUUGUAACUGCAGAUGGGGAACGCCUGAUUUGUUCACCAGCCAAGAAACUUCCUUUAUCACAGAACUUUUUUCUCUUUUAACCUUAAUAGGAUAAACAACAGAGAAAAACACAAAUAGAUUCAAAUUGCAAGAUUAGAUGAAUCUCAUGUAGCAAGCAGUACGAAUCACUAUACGGAUAUUUUCUGUUGAAUAAUGCCUGUUCUUGAGACAGAUUUGGAGUAUUCAGGCAGAAAAGAAACCUGAAACAUAAUAAUAUGAUAUGAUAUGCUGUUUAUUAUGAAAACUUAAUUAGUGGAUUUCAUUAUUUUCUCAA